Cuscuta campestris is the source of this 1941-nucleotide messenger RNA. The record is from the annotation of a GenBank genome assembly. NCBI's taxonomy places the organism in Eukaryota, Viridiplantae, Streptophyta, Magnoliopsida, Solanales, Convolvulaceae.
GUCGCUCGGUCGCCGUUGCAGCGGCCGUUCACUCAUCUCCGUUAACAGUGCCACAGUUUGUCAAAUUGUGGCAAUCUUUUCGACAGGACGGAGGGAGCAUGUUCUUAAUCAAUGGUUUGCAUUUGUUUGUACAAAAUCAAUCCAAACCGAACCGCAAUUUUAUCUCUGAGUUCCAUCUUUGGUUUUGGGUAGAAACCGAACCCACCCCUACUCUGCGGUGCAUACAUUGUUGCUUGUGCUAGGUUAAUUAGAUUUGGAUUAGUCCAUGGCUUCUUCAUGUUUCUGCCCACCAAAACACGCCCUCUCCAUCUCCAGACCCAAUCGCACCUUCCUCGGAGCCACUCCUCAUGACUUUGCCCCUCGGCUCCCCUCCUGUUUUAUUCCUUCAUCCUGCCGUUCGGUGUCCACUGCUGUGACUCCACUGAAGGUCCAAGCAAAUUCAGCAGUUCCUUUAAUGGACUUGUCUCUGAGCAAAGCUUCUUCUUCGGUCCCAACGGUUGUUGAAGUGGAUGUCGGGAACCAUAGCUACCCGAUCUACAUAGGUUCUGGCCUCCUUGAUCGACCCGAGCUUCUCCAAAGGCAUAUUCACGGAAAGAGAGUUCUUAUAGUAACAAAUACGACAGUUGCUGCUUUAUAUCUGGACAAAACUAUCAGUGUUUUAACAUGUGGAAAUCCUAGUGUCGGUGUUGAAAGCGUGAUCUUGCCAGAUGGAGAACAAUUUAAGAACAUAGAUACUCUCAUGAAAGUUUUUGAUAAAGCUAUUGAAUCACAACUGGACCGACGGAGCACAUUUGUCGCCCUCGGUGGUGGAGUUAUUGGUGACAUGUGUGGAUAUGCCGCCGCUUCUUAUCUUCGUGGGGUUAAUUUCAUUCAGAUUCCUACAACUGUUAUGGCACAGGUAGACUCUUCAAUUGGGGGUAAAACUGGAAUUAACCACCCGCUUGGUAAAAACAUGAUCGGCGCCUUCUACCAACCUCAAUGUGUGCUUAUAGACACCGAUACUCUGAAUACACUACCAGACAGAGAGCUAGCUUCUGGCAUUGCAGAAGUUGUAAAAUAUGGGCUUAUCAGAGAUGCAGACUUUUUUGAAUGGCAAGAGAAGAAUAUGCAAGCAUUGUUGGCAAGGGACCCUGAUGUAUUCGCUUAUGCUAUCAAGCGCUCAUGUGAAAACAAGGCUGAAGUGGUAUCAUUGGAUGAGAAAGAGAGCGGAUUGAGGGCUACAUUGAACUUAGGCCACACCUUUGGUCACGCAAUAGAGACCGGUGUUGGCUAUGGCCAGUGGCUGCAUGGUGAAGCUGUAGCUGCUGGAACGGUUAUGGCUGUGGACAUGUCGCGGCGCCUUGGGUGGAUUGAGGAUUCAGUUGUACAACGGGUGGAUCAUAUUCUUCAACGGGCAAAACUGCCAACUACACCUCCAAAAACGAUGACAGUUGAGAAGUUUAAGUCCAUCAUGGCUGUCGAUAAGAAAGUGGCUGAUGGGGAGCUAAGACUGAUCCUUUUGAAAGGUCCGCUUGGCAAUUGUAUAUUCACCGGUGACUACAACAAGAAGGCCUUAGACGAAACGCUCCACGCAUUCUGCGCAUCAUAGUAUUCGUCAAAUCGUCAUGGCGGUAGGAGAAUACAUUUCUCCAAUACAUUCUUAAUAGUGUCAGAAUCUCCAUUUCUUGAGAUGGCAAACUACUUUCAAGAGACGUUUACAACAUGUUUCUUUGUCUAUUUGUAUAUUUAAGAGUCAUCUUUGACACAUUUGUUUGUUCAUAUGUGUGAGAGUUUUUUCUAUUCGGAAUUUAAUGAAUUCAAUCGCUGGACAAACUUAUUGGGUCGGUGUUACGUUGUAUAGUGUUGUAUUAUUUCUCUUGUAAAAUUAGAAGUCGAUGAAAUCAAUAAAAAAAAUGAUAGACAAGGAAUUGUUGUGUUUUUUAAUAAUAUUGACUCUAUUAC